AUUCCGGACCCUGUAUGAACGGAGCUACCUGUGGCGAUCAGUACGCAGAUGCAUACACGUGCCUGUGUGUUGGAGCUUUCCAAGGAAGAAACUGUGAAGUACCACUAGAUGUCCAGUUGUGCCCGUUUGGCCACACCUACGAGUAUGUGAGGACCUUUACCACAAAUCAACUACCAAACAGAUUUGAAUGUCAAGCUAACUUCAGAUUUCCAGGUGCUACCGAGGUCAACUUUACUUUCGUGUCGCAUGAUAUCGAACCAAACAAGGAUGCAUUCUGGUUGGAAGCGGGAGUCGUUGCUGACAGUUCCAGUGACGCAGGAGCGUUCGAUUCCGACAGAUUGACAGAGCCUACUUUAACUUUUGAAGAUGCUGGUUCAAACUACUGGAUAGAGAUCUUCACAGAUAAGACAAUCCUUAGUGGUGGUUUCACUCUCGAGAUCAGUGCUGACCGUGAUGACUGCUACUCAAUUCCUUGUAUGAAUGGUGCUACAUGUAUUGACCUUAUCCGAGACUAUAGGUGCAUCUGUGCACCAGGCUACGCUGGUAUAAACUGCCAGGAGGACACCGAUGAAUGUCGAAGUGGUCCCUGCAUGAAUGGUGGGACAUGUGUGGACGGAGAGAACAGGUAUUCUUGCGAUUGCACUGACAGUUAUACUGGUACUAACUGUGAGACAGGAAUUGUUAUCGUGGACUCAACAACUGUAUCUGUGUCGAAUGGAGUCUAUGAGGGGUCGUUUACUCCUGCGGUGAUCUUCGAUUUGACUUUUGCACCAUCCUCCUUGGCAACGUAUUCUGUGGGUGGGGCUGGUACAUCGCAGCUAUGGACUGUCGAUGCCUUCUUUACGUCUGACCCCGACGCUGGUCCCACAACGUCUAAUCGACGAAUUCUACUGAAUACUGCGCAGGAAAUCACUCUUUGGCAACCUCCGGCGUCAACCACCAUCUCUGGUCUAAAUGCUCUUCAAGUGUCAGUGCCUGGAGGUGUAGUCUGCUCUGAUAUGGAAUUCUUUUGUGCUAUCAUUGGUAGAAAUACCGGUUCAUCACCUUUUUUCCAACUCACAGCUAGUAACCCAGACUCCUUCCAAGGUUGUGUCUCCAUAAGUUGUAGAGGUGUGGAAAUAACAGAUACGACUGUGCAGAUUUCAUCUGGAGACCUUCAAGCAGGGGAAUCUGGACAGACAGUCUCUUUCGAUGUGCAGCUGGACUCCGAGCCUAGUGCUGGAAGCGUCAGCGGUUCCAAUUUAUGGAGCAUCACCGCCUUCGGUAGCGACAACUCGUUUGGGACUGGCAGCAGAUUUCAACAGACCGUUGUGACCACAAGCGGCACACAAGGGACAGUAGGAAUAGACGCCGGAACACGGAGUACCAUUUCCGAUCUCUCUUUUGAAGUGAACCUUGGCAGUGGCUUUGCGACAUGUGAUGACUACCCGUUCAUCUGCAUAGAAGUGUCAAAGAGUAGCCUAGCUAUCCCUAACUUCGGUCUUUCCGGUGGUUCUAAUCUCGUCACCUGCCAGGCAGUUACAUGCAGAGGUGUCGAGAUAACACAAACACUUGUCAGCGUGUUAUCCGGUGCUCUACUGGAGGGAAAGAGUCAGGAUAUAGUCUUCCAUGUUGAUCUGACAUCAGAAAGCACCGGUGGAACCGCUGAAGGGGCUAACCUAUGGCGGAUAACAACUUUUGGCAGUGUAGUCGCAAACGGUUUAGGUACCCGCCUGGAAGAGACCACGACUGUACUAAGUACAGCCCAAUCUGGAACUACCCUCAGAGCUGGAGCUUCUGCAAGGCUCGAAAGUGUAACGGCUUCCUGGAACUUGAUGGACGGUCCAACCUGUUCAGAGAUUAGUCAUUUUUGCGUAGAAGUUGCCAAGGGCACAAAUACAGACUUUGAGUUGAUAGGAGUACCCUCUGCCAGUGUUUUGAUAGCAUGCACGCCGAUAUCAUGCAGAGGAGUGGAGAUUUCAAGUACAUCAGUAGCUGUAACUCCAGGGGAUGUCUUGGAAGGAAGGCUUCAGCCGGUGAUGUUAGACAUCACUCUAUUGUCUAUUGCGGGAGCUGGUAGCGUAAGCGGCUCUGGUCUCAUUGACGUGCGUUCCUUCCUCAGCAGCAACUCCGACGGCUCCGGGAACCGUUUUGACACCUUCACCUCUCCUGUCUCGAGUGUUCAUGGAUUUACAGGAAUAACUGCUGGCGACCCUGCUGGCAUAUCUAACCUUGCAGUCAACAUCGAUCUCAGAGACGGACCAACGUGUUCUGAUUUCAAUUAUGUCUGUGUAGAAAUUCAAAAAGGGGCCUCGCCUUCAAUCGAUUUUCAACUAUCAGGAAUUCCUUCUCAGGCAGUUCUCAUCGGAUGUCGCCAAAUAACAUGCAGAGGUGUGGAAAUAACCCAGACACAAGUAUCAGUUACAUCUGGCGACAUUAGGGAAGGCGCGAGUCAGUCUGUCAACUUUGAUGUCACACUCAACUCUGACGGAGCGGCUGGUAGCGUGAGUGGUUCUGACCUGUGGCGGAUAACCCCUUUCCUCAGCUCUAGAUCGGACGCGUCUGGGAGUGUCCAGAACUUCCCCAAUGCAGUGCUGAGCACGUUCCAGGGCAAUGCACCUCUCAUUGCUGGCAGUCCUACUAUAAUCAGUGGCGUCAGCGUUCCUGCCGAUCUGACCAGCGGGCCGUCAUGUUCACAGUUUGGAUUCUUCUGUGUCAGUGUAGAUAGAAACUCCUUGGCAGACCCCCAGUUCCUCCUUAGCGGGAUUCCUGGUCCUGAGUCUUUAACCUCUUGUCAGGCAAUAAGCUGUAGAGGUGUGGAGGUUACGAGCACAAUUGUAACCAUCGGCGGAGGCGAGAUCAUCGAAGGCAGUAUGUCCACUCUUUCCUUCACUGUUGCUUUAACAACACAAGCGGUUGGGGGAAACGUGGCAGGAACUAAUCUGUGGCAGGUAUCUGCAUUUGGAAGUUCAUCCAACGAUGGCUCAGGCACUCGUUACUUGACGACCCCUGUCGGCCUCCCAACUGCAGCCGCAAACGCCAUGGUUCUUGCCGGUCAGGUCACCUCCUUGGCUGGACUCAGCGCGGACUUCAUGCUUAGUUCAAGCAUCACAUGUGCGCAGUUCCAAUUUCUCUGUGUGCAGGUGGACAGAGGCACAACCUCAAAUCCUUUCUUCUCUCUCACUGGUGUGCCGGAUGGAAAUUCACUAAUUGGGUGCACACCGACACCUUGUGGCGGGGUUGAGAUCACAGAUACGGUACUCGACAUACAGAAUGGCUAUCUGCAAGAAGGAGUUUCAUCCAGCACAAUCCUCUUCGAUGUUUCUCUCCUCUCCAACCCUGAUGGUGGAAGUGUCAGUGGGUCUAACUUAUGGGAUAUCACUGCAUGGAUAUCGACAGAUCCUGACGGUGCCUCGACAAGGUACCUUGAGCAGUCCAUUCCUCUAACUCUGGUACAGAGUGGAACUCCCAUAGUGUCAGGAGUGAAUACGGCCAUCAUAAAUGGUGUGUCAGCAGAAUGGGACUUGUCUACCGGUCCACUGUGCACACAGGCGAGUUACAUGUGUGUUCGUGUCCAGAAAGGAAACCUUGCUAAUCCGGAUUUCCAAGUCACCGGCACACCAACAAAUGAAGUAUUUACAGAUUGCGCGCAACUCCAGUGCAGAGAUGUUGAAGUCACGGGUACGGUAGUUGGUCUUGCAUCUGCAUCACUUCUUGAAGGUGCCGCACAGACCCUUUCUUUUGCCUAUACCAUCAACACUGACCAAAAUGGAGGUGGUGUUACAGGAACCAACCUCUGGGAUCUGUCUAUCUUCCUUAGUGAUGACCAAUUGGGUUCCAACCCAAUCAGCGAACAAAGCAUUCUUCUAAGUCCAACUCAAGCAAAUUCCCUGGUAACUCCGGGAGUUCCGACAGUAAUUAGUGGCUUGGAUGCUAUGUUGAAUCUCCAAACUGGACCUACCUGCUCUCAGUUCAGCUACGUAUGUGUGAGACUGAGGAAGAGUACAGUUGCCAAUCCUAACUUCGGUCUAACCGGAUCACCUGACGAUUCUGUAUUCAUUGGAUGUCAAGAAGUCACUUGUACAGGUGUUAUGAUCAGUUCAACAAGUCUCGGUCUUAGAUCGGGUGAUAUACAGGAGGGUACAAGCCAGAAUGUGCAAUUCGACUUUAACCUUGUAUCUGAUGCGGCGGGGGGCAGUGUAAUCGGUAACAAUCUAUGGGGAGUCACCGUCUUUGGGAGUCAAGAUGCCAACGGACUAGGACCUCGUGUGGCGCCAGAGGUCGUUUCUCUCACUACGGUGCAAGGAAGAACCGCCAUCUCUGCAGGAAUCCCUGCAGUCAUUUCAGGACUCGCGUUCACUUGGGACCUCGAAAAUGGUCCAUUGUGUUCGGAAUUUGGCUACCUCUGUGCCCAGGUUGAGAAGAACCCAUCUUCCAGUCUUGAUUUUGCGUUCUCUGGUACUCCAGACGAUUCUGUUCUGACAAGCUGUUUACCAGUGACGUGUAGGGGGGUCGACAUAACACAAACCACGGUGACUGUUGGAAGCCCAGAAGUUUUGGAAGGAACAGCCAACGAUUUGGACCUGACGAUCUCUUUAGUGUCCAACGUCCUGGCCGGCAGUGUUAACGGUGACGACCUGUGGCGCGUACUCGCCUUCCUGAGUGCUAACGCAGAUGGCACUGGCUCGCGACUUCAAGAGAACGACAUCACACUCACCGCCGCUCAGUCAGGAUUGGAUAUAACCGCAGGAAGUCCUGUUCAACUAUCUUCGCUCGUUUACCAACUUGACCUGGUCGGCGGCACAACUUGCUCCGAAUUCCAGCACGUGUGUGUCCAAGUUUUGCAGGGUCCGACACCUAACCCAGCAUUCCAACUUGACAGUUUACCAGCGGACCUUAUAGAUUGUAUGCCGGUGACAUGCAGAGGUGUUGAAAUCACCAACGCGGAAGUGAACCUUAUUUCUGGGGAGGUCCGUGAAGGUGUGGCUGGGCAGACUUUGACUCUGGACUUCACCUUGGAAUCGGACCAACUCGCAGGAAGCGUAAGCGGCACCAACUUGUGGAACUUUGUCGUGUUCGGCAGUAUGAAUGCAGAUGGGAGCGGAGACAGGGUGGCGCAGUCCGUCUCGCCCACGACCGCUCAUUACGACACAUUGCUCGCGGCGGGUGUGGAUACUGUCUUUAAUUCCAUGGCCAUCGCGUGGGACAUGAAUGCGGGUACUACUUGUGAAGAUGUGCAGUUUAUUUGCUUUGAGGCGUCGAAGAAUUCGGCAUCAAUUCCUGACUUUACCCUCACUGUGUCCAGUGACAGCGUGCUACGUGCUUGCCAGCCAUUGGAUUGCAGAGGAGUGGAAGUUACAGGUACGAGUCUGCAAGUUGGAUCUGGAAAUGAGCUGGUCGAGGGGGAUUCUGCGCAUCAAAUCACCUUUGAUAUUCUGGUGGAUUCCGACGCGGCAGGUGGCAGUGUGUCCGGUACCAAUCUGUGGCAGGUGAGAGCAUAUGCAACGGGAAGCGGCACAACAGGUGGAAGCGUCAUCAACCCGGUCAGUGUCACCUUAACCCCCAGUCAGAGCGGCACUGGAAUCAACGCUGGAACGAGGGCCAACAUCAUGUCGGUGACCGCCAAUCUCAACUUGGAAAACACGUUAUGUACAGGACUUGCAGGAAUCUGUGUAAUCUUACAGCAAAACCCGUCUUCAAACCCUACCUUCACAUUUGAUCCUCAACCAAACAGCAACAUUCUGACGUCUUGCGUACCAGCUACAUGCACUGGUGUCGAAGUUACUGAUGUCAAUUUCAACCUAGUCUCUGGUGCACCGCUCCAAGCCGGUUCCGAUAGUAACGAUAUAGCCCUGGAUCUGAAUAUCAUCACUGAUGCUGGUGGAGCAGGCGUCUCAGGAUCAAAUCUCUGGCAGGUCGAGCUCUUCCUGAACUCCCAGAUAGAUGGCCAAGGAACAACUACGCUUUCUCAGCUUACGUCCAUUCCGGCUUCGGAAAACGGUCAAUCUUUGACUGCUGGUCUUUCUUAUACAUUAGAAGACGUUGCUACAACCCUCAAUCUGCGCAAUAUGGAUUGCGCCAAUUUACCAUUCGUUUGUGUGAGGCUUAGUAAGCAUCCAAGCUCCAAUCCAGCCUUCACCCUCUCCGAGGUAUCCCCUGCUAGUCUUAUAUCCUGCCAACGCUUACCGUGUACAGACACCAAUGAAUGUGAUCCAAACCCCUGUAUGAAUGGUGGAAUAUGUACAGACGGUGUCAAUUCGUUUUCUUGUGCCUGUCUGCCAGGCUUCUCGGGAUCAACCUGUAAUGGAGAUAUAAAUGAAUGUGACAGCAUGCCGUGCCAGAACGGUGGAACAUGUACCGAGGGAGUGGAUAUCUUCACGUGUACCUGUGCUCCUGGAUACACUGGUACAUUCUGUAACGUGGAUAUCAACGAGUGUGCCUCUAAUCCAUGCCAGAAUGGUGGUAUAUGCGAUAAUCUCAUCGCCCGGUACACAUGUGACUGCCAACCCGGUUACGCAGGAGUUGAUUGCCAAAUUGAUAUCAACGAAUGUGCGAGCACACCAUGUCAAAAUGGUGGCACCUGUAAUGAUCGUAUCAAUGGAUAUUUGUGUGAUUGCGUCCCGGGAUAUGCUGGAACCAACUGCCAAAACGAUAUCAACGAGUGCCUCAGCUUCCCUUGCCAAAAUGGAGCCCAAUGCGUAGAUCUCAUAAACGACUACAGCUGUAUGUGCGAGGCUGGUUGGACUGGCCGCAUAUGCGAUCAAGACGUGAACGAGUGCCUCAGCAACCCUUGCGUCUUCGGUGUAUGUGGACAUGGAACUGCCUUCUACUUCUGCACCUGUAAUGCUGGUUACACCGGCACCAAUUGCAACAUGGAUAUCGACGAAUGUGCAAGUGAUCCUUGCUUCAAUGGAGGGACUUGCCAGGAUGAAGUAAAUGGUUAUACAUGCAAUUGUGCGCCUGGUUGGACUGACGUCAAUUGCCAAUCAGAUAUUAACGAGUGUCUACUGACUCCCAACCCUUGUAAUAACAACGGAAUGUGCAUCAAUCUACAAAACAGAUUCCAGUGUGACUGUUCACCUGGCUGGACUGGAACACGUUGUGAAACGGACAUCAACGAAUGCGCAUCCUCCCCAUGUGUAAACGGUGGGACCUGUGACGAUGAAAUCAAUCAGUAUACCUGUGUGUGCCCUGUCGGCUUCGAAGGUCUUACCUGUAACAUUGCAAUCAAUGACUGCACAAGUCAGCCUUGUCAGAACGGUGGUACAUGUGUAGACGGAAACAACGCUUUCACCUGUCAAUGUCAAGCCGGUUGGGAAGGUGUAACAUGUUCCGAGGAUGUAAAUGAGUGUGCCAGCACUCCGUGUAUAAAUGGUGGAACGUGCACCCAUGGAACUAACAUCUACAUCUGCCAAUGCCCACCUGCUUGGAGCGGCACCAAUUGUGAAUUAGAUCGUCGCGAAUGCCUGAGCAACCCAUGUCUUAACGAAGGAACAUGCAUCGAACAGGUGAAUGGAUACCAGUGCAGAUGUAUGCCAGGAUAUACAGGAACACGAUGUGAAACAAAUAUUAAUGAAUGCAGUAGCGGUCCUUGUCUUAACGGAGGAAACUGCAUUGAUGGAAUCAACGGGUACACGUGUGAUUGCGUAGAUGGUUAUAAUGGGCUUAUCUGUCAAUUCGAUAUAAACGAAUGUGGUUCCAGCCCCUGCCAGAAUGGAGGCACCUGCGAUGACAGAAUAGCGUCAUAUGUGUGUACCUGCGCAGCUGGAUAUAUUGGGGUCAACUGCGAAACCGAUUUCGACGAAUGUAGCAGCACCCCCUGCAAAAACGGCGGCGUUUGCUCACACUCCAUUAAUGCAUACAUGUGUAGUUGUCCAGAUGGAUACACUGGCAUCAAUUGCGAAAUCGAUAUCGACGAAUGCUCCAGCUCACCGUGCAGGAAUGGUGGAGCGUGUGAUGAUGCCAUUAAUUCUUACACUUGUACAUGUAUCUCUGGAUACACCGGAACCAAUUGCCAAAUAGAAAUUGAUGAAUGCGCCAGCGGACCGUGCCUGAAUGGUGGAACUUGCAUCGACAACGUAGACUCCUACAGUUGCGAGUGUCCCAGUGGAUACGCAGACGUUAUUUGUUCAACAGACAUUGACGAGUGUGCCAGCAGUCCUUGCCUAUCCGGCGGGACUUGUAGGGAUCUGGUAGACGGUUUUGAGUGUGAUUGUCCGUCAGGACGAGAAGGUGUCCGAUGUGAACUUGACACGAAUGAGUGCGCAAGUAGACCCUGUGUGAAUGGAGGAUCUUGCACCGAUCUUUUCGACGCCUACAGCUGCAGAUGUCUGCCUGGAUACGAGGGUACUAAUUGCGAGUUGGACGUGGACGAAUGUAGCAGCUCCCCGUGUAUGAACAAUGGUGUUUGCUCUGACGCUAUUGAUUACUUCUCGUGCGAGUGUGUCAGUGGAUUUGAAGGGGUUCGCUGUGAAACAAACAUCAACGAGUGUGCAAGUAACCCAUGCCAGAAUGGAGGGGCGUGUGUAGACAGUGUGAACAGCUAUUCCUGUAACUGCGCUGAUGGAUGGACAAGUGCAAGGUGUGAAAUAAAUAUCGAUGAAUGUGCGAGCAACCCAUGCGUGAACGGCGACUGUGCAGAUGGAAUCAAUUCGUUUACUUGUUUCUGUAACUCUGGAUGGACCGGGCCGAGAUGCAAUAUGGACAUCAAUGAAUGCGACAGCAACCCGUGUCAAAAUGGAGGAGAGUGCAUCAAUGCCGUCAACAGCUACUCGUGUCGAUGCGUAUCGGGUUGGACUGGAUACAAUUGUGAAGACGACUUAAAUGAAUGUGGUAGCAACCCUUGUCAAAAUGGAGCCAGAUGCAACAAUCUUCUCGAUGCAUAUUCAUGCACAUGCACUGCUGGAUGGACGGGAGCCAGAUGCGACAUAGAUAUCGACGAAUGUGCACCAGCUCCAUGCUUGAAUGGCGGAUCUUGCACAAACUUCCAGAACAGAUACACGUGUACAUGUACAUCGGCCUGGACCGGAACCAAUUGUGAAAUCGAGGUUGACGAAUGCGCGAGUAACCCUUGCCAGAACGGAGGUGUCUGCAAUGACCUGAUCAACCGCUACACCUGUACUUGUAUCGGUGGUUUUACUGGUGUACACUGCGAGAGACCAAUCAAUGAAUGCAGCAGCAAUCCAUGUGUGAGGGGCAUAUGCGUAGAUGAAGUCAACGCCUUCAGAUGUGUGUGCGACGUAGGCUGGACUGGAGAAUUAUGCAGCUUCAACAUUGAUGACUGCGAUACUGACCCGUGUUUCAAUGGAGGCUCGUGUAUUGAUGGGGUAAACAGCUUCAGGUGUAACUGCGCACCGGGCUGGACUGGAAACACAUGUGAAGAUGAUAUAAACGAGUGUGCCAGUGAGCCGUGCCAGAACGGUGGAUCUUGCAACAACUUGCAGAAUAUGUUUACCUGUACAUGCACUACUGGAUUCACAGGACUGAUUUGUGAAAUUGAUAUCGAUGAGUGUGCAAGCGAUCCAUGUGUGAACGGUGGCCUCUGCUUUAACACUCCCAACAACCUGGCUUAUAGAUGUGCAUGUCAACCCGGUUAUACUGGAGAUCGAUGCGAAAUAGACAUCAAUGAAUGUGAGUCUAACCCCUGUGAAAAUGGAGGAACCUGCGAGGAUGAAAUCAACGCAUUCCGGUGCGUGUGUCCCCCUGGAUUCGCCGGGACCACCUGCAGUUUAAACAUCAAUGACUGCUCUGCUGAACCUUGCCUAAAUGGAGGCAUCUGCCUGGAUAGGAUCGGAGGAUAUCUCUGUGCAUGUCCACAAGGGUAUUCUGGAGACAACUGCGAAACAAAUGAAAACGAAUGUGAAAGCAACCCAUGCCAGAACGCAGGAGCUUGCAUGAAUCGUGCCCAAGAGCAUGGUUACGACUGUCAGUGUGCACCAGGCUUCACCGGCACUCACUGUGAAAUAAAUAUCGAUGAUUGUGCAGCUCUACCUUGCUUGAAUAACGGUAUCUGUUUUGAUGGAAUCAACGACUUUACCUGCACCUGUUCACAGGGAUGGACAGGCAUUCGUUGUGAGAUAUCCAUUGGGUGCAGAGUGGACUACACACUAGGCGUUGGUGAGAAGGUCAUUAUCAACUCGCCCAACUACCCAUCCAAUUAUGGAAACGGUGAAGACUGUCUGUGGUUUAUCACUGGUAUCGACGGUCGUGACGUCAACAUCGACUUUAAGGACUUCAUCACAGAAAACAGAUAUGACAAUUUCCAGAUUGGAGUCGGGUCUGACCCCAAUAUUGGCAGCCAGCGGAUGGGUUUCGCUGGUCCUAUCAUGCCAGGUGACACCACACUGACGGCCAACACUAUCUGGGUCCGGUUCCAGACCGACAACGAAAAGACAGAGAGGGGUUUCUCGGUAGAAUUCCGUGACAGUGCUUACAGAGUUCUGACGCCUUGCGACGCAAAGCCAUGUAUCAAUGAAGGUACCUGCACUAAUGUCGGAACCAUUCAGUUCCAGUGUCAAUGCACCGCCUUGUGGACAGGACCAAAUUGCCAGACACCCUCAGUGAUGAAUAAGUGUGGACUGAAUCCCUGUACAAACGGAGCUGAAUGCAUGAAUAUUGGAGUGGAUUACACAUGCCUCUGUCCAGGCGGUUUCACUGGAAAGAACUGCACAGAUGACAUCGAUGAAUGCGCUGGGAACCCAUGUCAAAAUGGCGGUGAAUGUUACAAUCUCAUCAAUGCCUAUGUGUGCGUCUGUCAGUCAUGCUACUCUGGACGCAACUGUGACGUCGCUCCAUCUUCUGCGGCAUGCAUUGUGAACCUAUGCGAGAAUGAAGGAGGCUGUUCCUUCGCCGGUGGUGCCUACCAGUGCUCGUGCGAAGAUGGGUAUGCCGGAGACUACUGCCAAAACGAUACUGACAAGUGCCGCUUCAACCCUUGCGACUUUGGUGCAUGUUCCACUGUUGAAGACAGCUACCUGUGCACGUGCAUGGAAGGUUACAUGGGAACUCAGUGUGACAUCGAAGAUACUACCGAAUGCGUAAAUGCGAACCCCUGUCAAAAUGGAGCGGCCUGUCUGGUUCAAGGUGGCAACUAUUCGUGUGACUGUCCAGCCGGAUACGAGGGAGAGUACUGCUCAGAAAAUAUUGAUGACUGUCUGAAUGAGGAUUGUAGCGGGUAUGGCGUGUGCCAAGAUGGAAUCGACGGCUUUGUGUGUGUGUGCCGAAGCGGGUACAUGGGUGACCUGUGCCAAAUAGAUAUUGACGAAUGUGCAUCGAAACCCUGCUUGAAUGGAGGGGUCUGCGUGGACGGGGAGAACGGAUACACCUGUGUCUGUACGGGUAAUUUCAUCGAGCCCGUCUGCAGCCCAGAGCAGUUGAAUACCGUUCCUGCGGAGCAAAGUACUUUCAAAGGCACUCGCAUCAGUCUGGACCCAUAUUUCAUCCUUCUUAUCGUGGCUCUAGCAUUGUUUGCCAUUUUCUUCCUCCUUCUCUUCCUUAUCGCCAACUGCUGCCGGACUAAAGCUGAUCUGUAUGAUACAGAAAAGGCCCGCAUGGGAGAAUACCCUUCGCAGUCUCGUGCCGAGUUGGCCAUCUUGGCCAAUGCUGAACCGCCAGGGAUUCGAGAGAAUGACUACGGUCCUAUUCCUCCAUCCGCCGGUGGUGGCGUGUCUGCUGUGAACAGCUAUGAGAACCCAUGGCCGCAAUCGAACGAUGAACUGCAGAAGACCCAGUUGUAAGCACGAACCGAACUGACCAGCAACGAUGUUCUAUACUACAUUGACAACAAACGUAUUCCUGAAAGAAUAUAGCCGUAGGAAUUUAUGUUUUCAUUGUAAUCAAAUAUUUGCUCAUUUACUUACGAUCCUGUGUUGGGUUAAACGCUAUUUUUUGUUUUCUUACCUCGAAUGGGGUGAAUAAAAGUAAAGUUCAGGUUUCAAGGAUACUGGGGGGGGAUUAAGUAGUUAUGUAAUCUAAGAAAUACAUUGAAAUUAAAAGGAUUAGUCAGCUUUCAUAAGAAUAUCACAUUUUAAGAGGAAUAUUAUCAAACCGGUUUAAAUUUUCACGCAUUAGUUCCCUUAAGCGAGUGAUUCUUUAUUGAUUAUUCUCUUUGAAUAAAGAAGAGAAAAUAAAUAUUGUAGAACUCUUACAUUUAUUGAAUGAGACAUUAUAUGGUCAUAGUAUUGAUCAGUGUCCAGUUUAAUGAACUCACUUUCAUGAUUAUGAAAGAUAAAUCCUUAACCGAUGUCCAUGAUGACACCUUGUUAAUCAUAGCUAUCCGAAUAAGUAUAAAACAUGCAUUUUAAUCAAGACUAGAGAUCUCAUGAAGUCGUGUACACCUUUGUUGUCAAUGUAUUAUCGUAGGAUUCAAGCAAGCUGUGCUACUUGAAUUCCUGAACAUGAAUAUCAGGAGUUGCACUUUAUGAUAUCAUUUUACCUAAAAUGCAAGCUUAUAACAACAAAUCAUUUACAUAAUGUUUUGUUGUUAAAAAAUUCACUUUAUUUUGCUUUCGUUUUUUUUUAAAUAUAUAAGAUCACUGGGUUAAAGGUUUCUGUCAAGUUCUAAAAUAACUGUAAUGAAUAAUAAACAAUUGCAUUUUUUAAUUUUCUUUCGCACUGGAUUCUUUAUUGCGUUUUUUUUUAAUUAUUAUUGAUAAGUCACUGGCAUUGUUUAAUAGUUUCUUUAGUUUUUCCUUACUUCUUGAAAAUCCUUAGACCUAAAAAGCAGUUGAAGUUAUAUAAUUGCAAAUGUACUACAUUAGUCACACCACCAAUCUGACUCAACACCGUCUCACGACCGGCCAAUUCUUGGUCCUUCGAGGUAAUGUAACUUUCUCCGGUCUGCUGUAGGUGUGACUAACGUAUUAUUGAUGUUGUAUUAUUUUCUCUAGUAUCAUUUUAACGAUAGAACCUCUAAGCUAUAUCACUGUCUUUAUUAUUUCUUUAUUAUUAUCAAGUAUCAUACAGUAUAGUAACUAGGAAAUAACACAAUGGUUGUCAUCGUAGCUAAGAUUAGAAAACAUUGAGCUAUAGUUUAACUUUCUAUAAGAUUUUUAUUUUCCGUUUUCAUUAGAAUGUAGUAUAGGUUAAGAGGUUUAGUAAGAAUAACUGAAUUUCGCUUGAAAAAAAUUAGAUGAAAAGAUUAACUCCAACUUUAAGACAAGAUAGGAUUUAUAUUACUUUAUAUAGAAAACCAAGACCUUAAAUCAUUAAUAACAGAUUGAUGAAUCACUAACAAACCACACAACUGAUUAAAAAUAAUCAAUCAAUCAAUCAAUCAAUUAACCAAUCAAGUUACCAAACAGUUAAAUGUCCCAAAGACAUGUAACCAAGCAACCAAUUUAUUUUCAAUCGGAUAACCAAUCACUGAACCAAUGAACCAACCAUCCAACCGAUUAAAAAACAUGUCGCCCGACGAAUCUACCAAUCAACGAAAUAUCAAUCACCCAUCCAAUCAAGAAAACGACAAUCGAUCAAUCAAUCAACUGAUCAUCCAAUCACUUACUGAACUCACCAAUCAAUCCCUCAACCAAUCAACCGGUCCAUCAAUCAGCCAAUCAACCGCUUAAUAUAAUCAUCAUUCAAACCCUGAAGCAAACAAUCUCCCAAGCCAUCGCACUAUGAAUGAUAUAUUUGUUUUUUAAGUUUUGGGAUACCAGACUCCAUUCUCCUUGAUCAGGCUGGUGGCAUAUAGAUAAAUCAAUUGGAAAAUCAGUUUAGACAUUUGAAAUAGGUUACAAGAAUGAAUAAGGGAAUUGUGCUAUUAGCAAAAUAACCAGCAAUACCCAACUUGUUUGCAUCAUGUAUUACAAUAUGCUUUACGUCUGUUUUUGGAAGGGGUAAAAGUUAAAGACACUCUAAUGUUUACGUCAAUUUAGAGGGCACUAAAUCAAUCCUAAAAAAAAACUACAAGCCUGUUCACAUACAAAUGAAAAGUAAUUCAAACUUAUAUUGUGUUUAUAUUACUGGUUCAUAUUUCAUUUCUUCGACAUGUUAUUCUAAUAAUAGAUACUCAAGGGCUCUUUUGGCAUACUUUUCAAUUGUUUCCGUUGUAAACUAAGUUUCUAUCAUUGAAAUAAAUAUCACUGUUUUAUGAUUAAACAAUAAAAUCCGUGGGGGAAAAGGGAAA
This is a messenger RNA of Strongylocentrotus purpuratus (purple sea urchin), 14104 nucleotides long. RefSeq lists its product as uncharacterized. Bases 15 to 11714 code for a protein of 3899 amino acids. Gene Ontology annotation, molecular function: calcium ion binding. The record is from RefSeq and is a predicted model, not a curated record. Lineage: Eukaryota; Metazoa; Echinodermata; Echinoidea; Camarodonta; Strongylocentrotidae. The transcript has 62 exons.